AUGGGAUUCGAUCUCGAACUCUGCAAUUCCAUGAAGGAACGCAUCAUCAGUUCUCUUUCUGGUUUGAUUAUUGCAUAUGGCGAGAGUCCUGGGUUUCAAGUCAUUGUGCAUUUGAGGAUCACCACCACGCUCAGGUUGGGUUCUGCACAAUCGAUAGACGAUCUGAUGAUGAAUCUAUUAGCCACAAAUGGGGCGAUUAUCGUGAACGAUGAUGGUAGUAUUGGAACUGUAGAGACGAUAGCCACAAAUGGGGCAAUUAUCGUAAAUGAUGAUGGUGGUCUUAGAACUGAAGAGACGAUGAGGACAAGGACGGGGAGGGGCGUUUCAAAGGCUGUCAUUUAUGGGUUGAAGAAAGUGACAGUGUUCAAUGGUGAAGGAGACGAUGAAAAGUGCACUACUUGUGCUGUUUGUUUAGAGGAAUUUGGGAAUGGAACGGAGCUUACUCCCAAGCCAUGUUAUCAUCUUUUUCAUCAUCGCUGCAUUGUGCCCUGGUUGGAAUCACAUAAUUCUUGUCCUAUAUGCCGAUCCAUAGUUCCAGAUUAA
Camellia sinensis is the source of this 543-nucleotide messenger RNA. The record is from RefSeq and is a predicted model, not a curated record. NCBI's taxonomy places the organism in Eukaryota, Viridiplantae, Streptophyta, Magnoliopsida, Ericales, Theaceae.